AUGGCACCCUCUGCAGCUCAACUAGGUGUCCUCCCUGGUGUUCAACCAAGCACUAAACCCAUCGACGCGAUGGCUGCUAUGGCCCACGGAGGCAAAGCACUUCCCGGGAUCCCCGAAUUCGCUUCAAUUACCAAGAAGCGACAGUGGCAGCUUGAACACAUGGCGGGCUCGUUCAGAGUCUUUGCGCGCGAGGGCUAUGCGGAAGGCAUAUCAGGGCACAUCAGCGUGCGAGACCCCGAGUUCGAAGAUCGAUUCUGGAUCAACCCGCUAGGAGUCCACUUUGGGAUGCUGAAGGCAAGCGACAUGAUAUGUGUGGGGUUGGAUGGCGAUGUUAUGGACGGAAACAUGGGUGGGUCUAUCAAUGCUGCUGGCUUCCAGAUCCACAGUGCGGUGCAUCGUUCUCGCAAAGACGUGCACGCUAUAUGCCAUACACAUUCCCUGUAUGGCAGGGCCUGGUCUGCCUUUGCAAAGCCGCUCGAUAUGAUCAAUCAGGAUGUUUGCUACUUUUAUAAGGCUCACUCCGUGUACUCGGAUUAUGGGGGCAUUGCAAACGAGUCAUCAGAAGGAGAGAAGAUUUCCGAGAGCCUGGGUAAUGGCAAGGCAGCCAUCUUAAUGAACCAUGGACUUCUUACUGUAGGAGAGACGGUCGAUGAGGCAGCCUAUCUUUUCUGUCUGAUGGAAAGGAGUUGCAAGAUCCAGUUGCUAACCCAUCGGGUGGAGUUGGAGAAGAAUAUUGUGAGCGACGAAGAGGCUGCCUAUAACUUCAAGAUGGCGAGCACUCCUGAGACGCUGUUCACUGAAUUUCAGCCUCACUAUCAGUACGAGGAUUAUAUGUGCAAUGGCAAUUUCAAGUAUUAG
Messenger RNA from Penicillium antarcticum, 858 nucleotides. RefSeq lists its product as uncharacterized. Gene Ontology annotation, cellular component: cytoskeleton. Gene Ontology annotation, molecular function: actin filament binding. NCBI's taxonomy places the organism in Eukaryota, Fungi, Ascomycota, Eurotiomycetes, Eurotiales, Aspergillaceae. The transcript is spliced from 2 exons. The record is from RefSeq and is a predicted model, not a curated record. The coding region runs from base 1 to 858 and encodes 285 amino acids.